AUGGUGAAGAGAGGCGCCUGGAAGCGCCUUCUCGGCAUUGCUAAGAAGACGACCGCAGCCUGCGAGACGCUUAUUAACGUGAGUCAAGAUGCCGAUCGCCGAGCUGCCGAUUUACGAGACGCGGAAUGGUGCUGUUCGGACGUGGCCUUCAUGGACAUUCCCGUUCCCGAGUUGCCCGACCACCGGUACCUGGACAACGAGUGCCAGGCGUGCGGCACCGACCUCAUCGAGGGCUGCGCCGGGACAGCAAGACCUACGCGACUAGCUUCACGCUUCGAGCUGAGGGCCUCGCCGAGCGCCGACAUAGAGGACGGCUGGGACUUGUCAACUACGCGAGGUGCUCAGAGAUGGAAAGAUCAGAUACAGAAAGACAAGCCCCUCUACGUGAUCGUAGGCUUCCCCUGCACGCUCUGGUGCUCCUACAACGUCAAUGUGAAUUACGUCGACCAUCCCGAGCUGCUUGAGAGACUUCGUGCUCGGGAUCGACGGCUGAUUGACUUGAUCAAGUGGACCAUCAAGUACCAGGUGAAGCAUGGCCGGUUCUUCUUGUUCGAGAACCCGCCGACGUCAGCGAUCUGGAAGGACCUCCAGUUCGCCCCGCUCCUGCCCUUGGGCGAGACCGUUAUUGGCCAUGGGUGCCAGUACGGGAAGACAGGCAAGACUGGCCUGCCGAUUCGCAAGGCGUAUCGCUGGUUCUCCAACUCGCCGCCCGUGCUUGCGGCUCUGAGCCGCCGCUGCCCAGGACUUCGUCCGGAGUCCGGGGGCCACUUGCACGAUCAGAUCGAGAACUCGAAGUGGACAAAGGCCAGCGGCGAGUACACCGACGAGAUGGCCCACGCGAUGCUCCACGCGAUCCAGCAGGUCGCCGCCCAGAGGAAUCCGAGCAGGUUCGCCGACAUGCCGGUCACGGCUACCGAGUGGGAGGUCGCCUACAACCACGCAGGUCCCAUCGAGGUGCUGUUCGCCUCGCCAGAGAAGGACCCCACCAGGUGGGAGGCGGUCAUGCAGGGCGUCCGACAGAUCGUGGGCGGCUCCGCCAGCCGCGGCGGGAACAAGGCCAUGCAUUACCUUUCGAAGUCAUCCACGCUCUGGAGACAGAUUAGCCAGCUCGUCCCGUGGGACCUCACGAUGAUCCAGCUCGCGAAGACAGCCAAGCAAAGGAGGUUCCCCAUCAACAAGGAGCCGUGGUCUCACCGUGGGCACUGCUACGUGGACGAGAAGGGGCAUUACCACAUCGAAGCCGAGGACCUGGUUGACGUGGCCUUCCCGACGUUGGCCUUGUCGCCGCCCGCGGACCUAGCCGUUUUCUUCCUCGGCUAUGCCAAGCAGGAGUCCCUCCCGCAGGAGCCUGACACAUCACAGAUAGAGAAGCGAAUGCCGCUUCCCCCGGACCCGAACGACCCGAUGCUGCCGAACAACAGCCUGCCGCCCGACGAGGACGACGACCUGCAGGACGUCCCGAUCGCUCGGAUGCCUGACGCGUCUGGCGGUAUGGCUGGCAUACGUUUUGUUGGAGUGACAAAGGAGCAGUGUCCUCGUGAAGUUCGCCAGCUUGUCGCUCGUAUGCGCUGUAACUUGGGACAUCCGGUGCCCAGCGAGUUCUUCCAGUUCCUGGCUCAGAGAGGCGCCUCGCAGGCCACGCUGCUGUGCGCCAGAGCGCUGAGGUGCCCGGCGUGCCUUCGUCGCAAACGGCCUCAGCGACAGCGGGAGUCACAGAUUCCAAGAGUGGGUCUGUUCAACGACUUAGUCAAGGGCGACUUGUUCUACGUCAUGACCCACGACGGUACGACACACGCACUCUUGGGACUGGUGGACAAAGCUACGAGACUACAUGUGGUGUGUCGGAUUACUUCACGCGAACCAGGAGACGUCUGGGAGAAGUUCCAGACGUGCUGGCUCACCCCGUUCGGGAUCAUGCAGAUUCUGGUUGUCGACCGGGACGGUGCCUUCGAAGCCGUGUUCAUGGACAACUGCCACACGUUGGGAAUCGACGUGAGGUACGUGCCGCCGGGAGCUCACUGGCAGCUGGGCCUGGCCGAAUCCGGCAACUACGCCUGGCGCCGAGUCUUCGAGAAGGUGAUCGACGUCAUCCUGCCGACGACGCCAGAGCACGUGGACCUUGCGAUCAUCUCGACGAGCCACGCCGUAAACCAGUCAGUGCGCCGAGCAGGCCGCACCGCCUAUGCCGCCGCCUUCGGACGGGUACCCACACUUCCGACCGAGCUCUUGGCCGACACCACGUCCGCCGAGUUCUGGCACAAUUGCACCCAGGAUGAGAUGCUGGCCUACGGGGAGAGAUGCCGCAUUGAGGCGCUCAAGGCGAUCGCCGACCUGGAGGCCGACGAGGCGCUGCGCACCUCCAUCCUCCGCCAGCCUGUCAACCGCAAGGAGUACGACUUCCUCUCGGGACAGCGCGUGGCAGCCUGGGGCGAGCAUGGUCGCAAGCGACGGGGCAAGACGCCCGUGGCAGGGUAUCGCCCAGGCAUUUUCUGUUUCUGGGAUUCCGGCACCAACGGCUACGGCGAGGGCGAGUCUGCCUGGUUGCAGAUCGGGCACCGCACUGCACAGGUGGCCCGCGAACACAUACGCCCAGCCGUCGGUUUCGAGGGCUGGACCCCUUCCGAGGAGGACCUCAAGGAGCUCAAGACGGCCGAGCAGGACUUGGCGAAGGCCAGAGCGGUGCCCGGCGUCGAGCCCAGCGUCGAGCCGAAGGCGAAGCUCCAGAGCCCGCUGCGCCCUUUCCGUGGCCGGCACCGCCUCAGUUUGGACCAGUCAGAACACGAGAGCGCUCUGCGACGAAAGCUUCCUCACAUACCGGGCUCACCGAGCCCAGCAGCCUUCGUGUCCAACGAGUCGGACGAGAUGGAGUUCAUCACACCGGAUGGCUGGGACGGAGUCGAGGAGCCGGUCCUGCUCAGGACCCGCGUGUUCUCGAGCCUGGCGGAGGUCCAGGAGGCCUACGAGGCGCACCUCUUGCCCAUCGAGAACUUCGAGAACGACCCGAUCGACGACAGCGAGCCGGACGACGACUGGACAAACUGCCUGUACAUGACCUCCCACGAGCUCUCCGACCUCAGGGACGGCGAGAUGGACGUGGACUGUGCGACAGCACAGGUGGGCGACACGACGGACUCGAACAACCUGUCGAGACGCGAGCAGCGUCAACUGGAUCGUGAAAUCCCCUGGCGGGAGAUCGCAGAGUACCCGGAGGACCAGUUCAUGGAGUACGAGUGCCAGAACUGGGACACCUGGAAGUCCGUUCGGGCCUGCUCGCAGGAGGAGGCCGAACAAGUUCGUCGUGACCCUCAUCGCCGCAAACGGUGCAUCCGCUCGCGCGUGUGCUACCGGGACAAGAACUUGGGGUUUCCGCCGUUGAAGGCCAAGGCUCGCCCGGUGUUGCUGGGGUUCUCCGACCCCGACCUGGAGAAGUUGCCGCGCAACGCCCCGGUGCUGACCGACGCUGGCAAGAAGCUGAUCUGCCAGAUCGCGGUCUCGAAUGACUGGCGAGUCGGGACCGGAGACGCGGAGAGCGCCUUUCUCCAGGGAGGCGCCCAGAGCGAGCGCGAGGAGGCGAUCUACAUGAUUCCGCCCAAGGACCCGAUAGUUCAAGCCGCCGGAGUCUUCACCGCCCCACUCUACGAGGUGGUUGGCAACCUGUACGGUCAGUCGACGGCGCCGUACCUAUGGUACAAGCACGUGGUGACGACCUUCCUGGCGCUGGGCAGCAAGCUCCACAGCCUCGAUUCAGCUCUCUUCUUGUGGUUUUUUCCGAACAAUGAGUUGGCUUGCGCGGUGGGUAUGCACGUGGACGAUGCUCUUGCGGCACACCGUCCCGAGUUCGACUUCACACCGAUCGAGAAGGCUAUCAAAUGGCGAGGCUGGCAGUGGGACAACUUCGUCUUCCUCGGCGAGGAGUACCAGCGCCUACGUCAAGGUCCGUACAGCGGAAGCUUGUUUGUUCAUCAAGCGGCCUACACUAAGGCGAUUGCAGUCACGAAGGUUGGAGUUAUGUCCAGCACUCGGUCUUCUUCUAAGCUGACGCGCUCUGAGCGCGAAGAUCUGGAGUCUGCUGUCGGUUCGCUCCAGUGGUUGUCCGGACACACACGUCCAGACCUGUCAGCCGCGGUUUCCCUUGUUCAGAGGACCGACCCCGAGCUGAACGACCUACGGAUGGCCAUGAAGCACGUCGAGUACGCGCACCGCACAGCCCAGACCGGCAUCCUGAUCGUCCGCGUCGAUUUGAGCCGCGCCUGCUUCGUGAGUUUUGCAGACAGCUCAUGGGCGAACGCUCCAGGAUUGAAGACCCAGAUCGGCACCCUCAUCUUUCUGGCAGACGAGGUGAUACUCACCGGACCCACGUCAUGUACUCUCUUGUUUCACAAGUCCAAGAGAACGCCGAGAGUGGUGAGAUCUACGCUGGCUGGGGAAGCUAUCGCGCAGGACCUGGGAGUGGACUACGCGUCGUACUUGUCGAAGUUCCUGUCCGAGAUGUUGACUGGACGGCCUGCUGGCCGACACCCACCGAUCUUCGAGGUUAUCACCGUUACCGACUGCAAGUCUCUGUACGAUGCCCUCCACCAGCUCACCCCGAGUUUGUCUGAGAAACGUACUGUGAUCGACGUGAUUUCCAUUCGUGACGAGGUGAAGGUCAAGAACGUCAGAUGGAUCCCUACGACGCACAUGAUAGCCGACGGCAUGACCAAGGAGGAUCCGAAGCUUCGUGAGAAUCUGACCAAGUUCUUGGCGGAUCCAGUGCUUUCGCUCGUGGAGUCGAUUGCUUGCGAGGAGCUGACCGGUGGGGAUGGCCAA
This is a messenger RNA of Prorocentrum cordatum, 4809 nucleotides long. Lineage: Eukaryota; Dinophyceae; Prorocentrales; Prorocentraceae. The record is from the annotation of a GenBank genome assembly.